Messenger RNA from Phytomonas sp. Hart1, 1245 nucleotides. The record is from the annotation of a GenBank genome assembly. Lineage: Eukaryota; Euglenozoa; Kinetoplastea; Trypanosomatida; Trypanosomatidae.
AUGGGCGUGUAUCGAUCCGCGGCGGAUGAGGAGGCUUUUAAGCGGAUCAUCUCCGCUGAUCCGGAGUGCAAACGCUGCUUUGAGUGCGGGGCGACCAACCCACAGUGGUGUGGGGUUAAACACGGGAUUUUCCUCUGCUUGGAGUGCAGUGGGGUGCAUCGGAGCCUUGGGGUCCAUCUUUCCUUCGUGCGAAGCUCCACAAUGGAUAGCUGGUGUGAUUGGCAGCCGGAGAAGCUCCGUCAAAUGCAGCUUGGCGGCAAUCGGCGGGCGCGACUCUAUUUCGAAACCUCAAGGGUCCCUGAGCGGCCGAUUAAGGCGCGUUAUGAAUCCCUGGCGGCUCUGAAGUACAUGUCAAUGCUCGAGGCGGAGGCUCUGGGGAAGCCCUUUAAUGAGGCCACCUGGCGCCCACCUUCGUGGUUUACGCAAACCCAUCAAGGCAAUAAUAGUACAACAAAUUUUAUGGGAAAUAAUCCCACAAAAGGCUUCGACAACGAGAGGGUAAUACGCGCCCCACAACAACAUUAUAAAAUUGGUGAUUUACGCGGUGACCGGGUCUCUUCAGCACCAGGGUGGGGAAAUCGCAACUCGAUGUCGAGCAAUAAUCCUAAUUCUACUUCCAAGCCCCUUUCCGAAACGAGCGAACUUCUGAGUGUCGUGAACUCAGGAUGGAGUCUCUUGAUGAACAAAGGCACGACGAUUGCCAAUUCCGCCUCGGAUGCACUCAAAGGCGCGGAGUUAAACAGCUUUAAAGACUCCCUUUCGCGAGGUUGGAUGGGGUUGUCCUCCGCCGUGACGAACUAUGCGCAGGAGGUGCAGCGCAAGUUCAAUGAUCUCCAAGAACGAGAUCCGGCGGACGGACUGACGGGGUUAGUUGAACACGCAAAGGACGCGGGUACGGGACCGGAGACCCUUCUCAUGAGUCCGGGCCGCUUCGGUCAUGUGGAAUUCCAUCCUUCCCAAUCGCCCUCGUCGCCUUCACCGCGGACGGGGGGGGUGGCGGGGUGGUGCAGUCCUCUUCAAAAAGUUGAUUCCCAGACGGCGCUUUCUAAUCGAGUGGGAGGCGUCAAAUCGAAUGGGAAUGUUUAUAACCACAAUUCUAUGUAUAAUGAUGAGUCUUCCUGGGGAAAGACGGUUGGCGUGCAUGGCAAAAAUGGAGUUUCUUCUAAAAAUCAAGGUAAAGAGGCGCUUACUGAGAAGUUGAUCAAAAAAAAAGAUAACAUUGAUUGGAGCUGGGAAGACGAUUAA